This is a messenger RNA of Penicillium brevicompactum, 2019 nucleotides long. RefSeq names its product putative phenol monooxygenase. Gene Ontology annotation, molecular function: FAD binding. The record is from RefSeq and is a predicted model, not a curated record. The transcript has 4 exons. The coding region runs from base 1 to 2019 and encodes 672 amino acids. Lineage: Eukaryota; Fungi; Ascomycota; Eurotiomycetes; Eurotiales; Aspergillaceae.
AUGCCCGUGUUCACAGAACAUGCCGCCGCCUCGCGAGAGCUGCGCGUGCUUCCCUCAUUCGCCCCUCCAUUGCCUCGUUUGGCCUCUGCCAUCCCACCCUCCACAACGGAGAGAUAUGAAGUGGUGGUUGUUGGAGCAGGCCCUGCAGGUCUGAUGCUGGAGCUUCUUUUAGCAAGAUAUGGGCUCAGUGAUGAUUCGUUGCUUUGCAUUGACGGGAAAUCAACGACCUUGAAGUCUGGACAAGCGGAUGGACUUCAGCCACGAACAUUGGAGACAUUGAAGUCAUUGGGUUUGGCAGACGAAAUUCUGAGCGAGGGGUGCCAGAUGUGGCAGGUCGCAUUCUGGAAUCCAUCAGAGGAUAAAGAAAAGAUCAUCGAGCGCACCUCAAUCAUUCCUGAUGUUAGUGUACCAGCACGAUACCCGCAUGAAGUCACCAUUCAUCAGGGUCGUAUCGAGCGAAUCUUAGAGACAGAUUUGCUGCGAUACUCAAAGCGAGGUGUGCAGCGUAACACCAAAUUACUCGAUGUCAAAAUCGACGAAGAUGGCGAUGCAGAGUUUCCCGUUCUCGCCGAGAUUGAGACCGAAGGACGGAAACGCACCGUGCGGGCAAAACACCUGGUGGGCGCUGAUGGGGCCCACUCGGUAGUCCGACGCUGCAUGGGACUGAAGCUCGAAGGCGAAUCAAGCGAUCACAUCUGGGGUGUUGUGGACCUAGUUGUCGACACUGAUUUCCCUGAUAUCAGGCGCAGAUGUGCUAUUCAUUCCCCGGCCGGAUCUGUGAUGGUCAUUCCCCGGGAAAGAAUUGCGACCGGGGAUUAUUUGACUCGUCUAUAUGUCCAGGUCCCUGGCGACGUGAUACCAAGUGAAGACCAAAGGCCAGAAAACGGGACUGGAACACCCCCUGUCGCGGAUGCGAGGGCACGACGAAGCCAAGUCACCGAGAAGACGAUUUUCGACAAUGCAGCGGCCGCGUUUGCGCCUUACUAUAUUCGUCCCAAGGCAGACGGAGCUGUGGACUGGUGGGCAGCUUACCAAAUUGGCCAACGCGUCACGGACGACUUCUCUGUAAAGGACUCUAAGGGUAUCAACCGGGUUUUCAUUGCUGGAGAUGCCUGUCAUACUCAUAGUCCUAAGGCCGGCCAAGGGAUGAAUGUUUCCAUGAUGGACUCUUACAACUUAGCAUGGAAGCUCGCUUAUUCCAUCAAUGGACUCACACCCGCAAGUCCCACCGGGGAUAUUCUCGACACAUAUCACCAGGAGCGUCAUACGAUAGCCCAGCAGUUGAUCGAGUUUGACAAGGCAUUCUCGUCCAUGUUCUCAGGAAAGAUCGGCGUAUCCGAGGACGGCAUUAGUACCCUCACCCACGAUGAGUUCAUGGAAGUGUUCCGUCGUGGCAACGGGUUUACUAGUGGCUGUGGUGUCGAAUACCCGGAAAACCUGACCGUCACCCGCGGCCUUGACGAAGGAAUCAAUCCAAUCGAGGGUACAGACUUCCUCUCUGGUAUCCUUUAUCCAGGCAGACGUCUCCUGAACGUCCGUCUCGUCCGCCAUGCUGAUGGCAACAAGCGUGAUAUACAGGAUGGUAAGAUUCUUACCAAAUUCGAAUCACUUUCGCUUUUCUCACAAUGCUUAGACUUCCCAUCAACCGGUCGCUUCCGUGUUCUUUGCCUCACAUCCACAGAUCUGUUAGACUCGACCGGUAUCUCAGCUCAAGCACUCAGCGCUUUAUCCAAAGCCAUCUCACGAUUCCCCAAAUCCGUUGUAGAGCAAGUUGUUGUUCACCCGCGUCUGUCUAGGGAUUUCAUGUGGGGCGACAUCCCUCGGGCAGUGAAGGAGCACUCUGAGAUGUCCUUCUACAAUGGUUACGAGCUCGACGAUGUUUACGGAACUUAUGGCGUCGAUCCGGAGAAGGGAGCUGUGGCUAUUGUGCGACCCGAUGGAUAUAUUGGUGUUAUUGCGUGUUUGGCUGAUGUCAACCGUGUGGAACGCUAUUUGGAAGGGUUGAUUCGAACUGUUUAA